CUUGAACCUUCCGCGUUUUUCGGUACACACCUCUUAGUAAUACUUUCUUCGGAUCUCUUACAUAAUGGAACGUCUUCUCCGUCUUGGUGCUGACGGACUAGCCGCCCUAGGGCAGUCAAAUGCCCAGCCAACAGAUGGUCCUGUACCAGAUACUGCUGAACAGGUGUAUAUUAGUAGUCUUGCACUACUGAAAAUGCUAAAACAUGGAAGAGCUGGAGUCCCAAUGGAGGUUAUGGGAUUAAUGUUAGGUGAAUUUGUUGAUGACUAUACUGUGACGGUUGUGGAUGUGUUUGCUAUGCCCCAGUCUGGCACAGGUGUGAGCGUUGAGGCAGUAGACCCUGUAUUUCAGGCUAAAAUGUUGGAUAUGCUUAGACAAACUGGACGUCCAGAAAUGGUUGUCGGAUGGUAUCACUCACAUCCUGGAUUUGGUUGCUGGUUAUCUGGUGUAGAUAUGAAUACACAGCAAAGUUUUGAAGCGCUUUCGGACCGUGCGGUAGCUGUAGUUGUUGAUCCAAUACAGAGUGUGAAAGGCAAAGUUGUCAUCGAUGCUUUCCGCUUGAUCAACCCGAACCUUGUUAUUGCUAAUCAAGAGCCUAGACAGACAACAUCUAAUGUUGGUCAUCUUAGCAAGCCAACAAUUCAAGCGCUUAUUCACGGUCUUAACAGACAUUAUUACUCUUUACCUAUUAAUUACCGUAAGAAUAAGUGGGAAAUUAAGAUGUUGAUGAAUCUGAACAAGCGUACGUGGAGAGAUGGACUAACCUUGGAAGAUUAUAAUACUCACUGUACAGCUAAUCACAAAACUCUCCAAACUAUGCUUGAUCUAGUCAAGUCAUAUCAUAAAUCUCUUGAAGAUGAGGAAAAGAUGACUCCAGAACAAUUAGCCAUCAAAAAUGUUGGGAAAAUGGAUCCAAAGCGACAUCUUGGAGAGCACGUAGAUGAGUUAAUGACAUCCAACAUCACUCAGUCCUUAGGAGCAAUGUUGCAUUCAGUUGUUUUCACGUAA
Schistosoma margrebowiei is the source of this 1006-nucleotide messenger RNA. NCBI's taxonomy places the organism in Eukaryota, Metazoa, Platyhelminthes, Trematoda, Strigeidida, Schistosomatidae. The record is from the annotation of a GenBank genome assembly.